Dinoponera quadriceps is the source of this 5464-nucleotide messenger RNA. RefSeq lists its product as uncharacterized. Lineage: Eukaryota; Metazoa; Arthropoda; Insecta; Hymenoptera; Formicidae. Gene Ontology annotation, biological process: spermatogenesis. The record is from RefSeq and is a predicted model, not a curated record.
CUGUGAUUUCACACUCAUUCUAUCGGGACACGUGAGUGGGAAGUAGGCGUGUGUCGAGGCAGAUGUUGCUGCGAGGAACGUGGUUAAAAGAGAGCUAGCAGUACAGUAUUUCCUAAUAGCCAAGAGGAGCCCAUCGAGGUGUUAAAUGAACUUCAACAAUGCGAAACGAAACAACACUUGAGGAAAUUCGCCAAAUUCUCCUGUCAUUAUUGGUGGCUCGGCCAGGUUCAACACCAGUUGCUCUUCUCGACAAUGAUUAUUAUGAGGCGGAAGGCAGACGAAUACCAUGGCGUGAUUUUGGUUUUGCCAGUGUGGUCGAGUUCUUGCAAAGCAUGCCACAAUACUUUUAUGUUGAACGGCGAGGCAACGUCAACUAUGUUCACGGUAUCGCUUCGGACAAGAGCAAGCACGUAAGUUCGUUGGUAUCGCGUCAGAGGAAGACCGUGAUAAAGCACGGUUCCUCCAAUCGUUAUCGACUUCCCUACGUCUCAUACAUACCACAUCAAAGGCCGAAGAUCCCGGCCGAGCAACUAAACGAUCUCAUGCAAUACGUGCGGAACUUUCCGGAAGGCGUCAACAUAAGGAAAGCCAUAAUGAUUUUGAAGAAUCAAUUGCCACAUAUCACACUGACCGAAAAUGAUGUACGACAUCAGUUGCGCGAACUAGGGCAUAAUCUGUAUCUCGACGGCGAUAUAAUUCGCCCGGUGUUGAAAAAUAGUUUCCUUCUCCAAGUGAAUACCUUGAGCCACAGUCAGUCUCCGUUACCGGCAUCGAAGCUAUCGAGCUCUAAAGUGCCUGAACCAUCGACCUCGAAGCUGCCAAACUACAAAACGUUUAAACCAUCAACCUUGAGGCUGCCGAGCUACAACACGUCUGAAUCGUCGACUUCGAAAGUUGUGUACACCGUCCCUGAAGAAUGUCCCAAUUUAGAAACGGACGAUGACUACGAUGAGGAGGGCGACUUCGUGCAAUCCAGCUCACAACAUCGUUUGAGGUGGCCGAAGGCGGACGAGCGCAUUGCGUUGAGUUUAAAGGAUCAUUAUAGUUAUGAACCGACGUUUAGUUACCACGAUUAUAAGAGAACGGAGAAUGAAAAAUAUGGUAACGAUGAUACUCAAUAUCCCAUGAAUUCGGAUAUGAUUGAACACGAGAAUAAUAACUUGGUGAAUUUAGUAAGCGACAAGGUACGAUCGCGACUGAAGCAAUUGAUGCAGAAGUAUCCGAACGGUAUCCGUUGUUGGGAACUGUCAGAAUUAUACAUGAAGGAAUACAAGAUGCCACUCAAUUACGCCGAUCUGGGUUUCAACAGUGUUCACGCCUAUGCUUGUUACUUGUCAGAUAUUUUCUAUGUGUCACAAAAAAGUACGAAUGACGAUUUUAUAUUGUAUAGCGUGGACAAGAAACCGAAUAAGGACGUGGCCGAAAGCAACAACCAGGAAACAUCUAGGAGUUAUGUUCAGAAGACAUCCAGAACAAAGCCGAUUAACAUACCAAACUCGAGGUGUGAGCUGCACAACAUGAACGAAAAUAAUACACCGGUUCCCUCAGAUCUUUCUCCCAGUAUGUUCGAUAAAUUUGUCCCCGAGAAUGUGAUAACGAAUUAUGAGGAUAUAAAGCAUAUACUGGUGACUGAUUUGCAAAAAGGCACGAAGCGUUAUCUGGAAGUUUACGUUGUGGAGAUAUUUACACCGUCUUUCUUUUGGGUACAUCUACGGCAAAACAAAAGGCACUUUGAGAUGUUCAUGGACGAUUUACACUCUUUUUACAACAAAAAUCACCAGUCUUACAGUAUUCCGAGAUUCGCGUUGAAGCGAGGUCUAAACUGUGCAUGUGUUUAUUCUGGAAAGUGGCACAGAGCAGUCAUCAAAACUGUAAAGCCGGACUUCAAAGUCACCGUACUGUUUUACGAUUACGGAACUCAGAAAACGUAUAUACCAGAGGAUUUAUACUACUUGCACAGUAACUUCUCCUAUUUGGCAGCACAAGCCAUACCAUGCGGUCUGUUCAAUGUCAAGCCGUACGUAGGAGAUCGUUGGAAAAAGAGUAUAACUGAUCGUUUCAUCGACAGGAUAUCGGAUAGUCUUUUGGCCGCAGAUAUAGUUUCGAUUGAUCCUCCGAAUAAUUCCAUGUUAAUCAUUCUAACCGACACGAGUGAAGAAGAGGAUGUACAUAUAAACGAUUGGCUAGUGCAAGAAAAUUUAGCGCGAUGUGGAAAAAUGGGCGACUUCGUCGACAUGGCGAGCUUAUCGAAAUACGUGGUAAACAGUAACAACGUGCUGCCGACAUAUUGCUACGCGGAGGAAAACCUGAUAGUGGACAGUUGCAACAAGUCCACGACCACGGAGGAGCUGAGCGAGACGCCCUUAGCCUCAUCCGGGCCAAGCUUUACAUAUCGCGAUAACAAUCAGCAUCCGUGCAGCUCUAGGCCGCCAGCUUUCCCGGCUGGCAGCGAGUACUUGGAUCAGUUCAGCAUACCAACGAAUCACCACUGCACCAAUGUAUAUUCGACUCUCGGGAGCGCCUCGAGCAUGAAGACGUCGUUUAGUGACUUGAUAGAGGAGAUGAUGAACAAUUUGCACCUGGAGGGAAAUCUGAAGCCACCUGCGACAAGCGCAAUGUCGGACUUUUAUGAUGAAAUGGGGAGACAGUUGUUGAUGCAAACCGCGCAGGAGAACAUGAGGUUGCAGAUAUACGUGAUCGGGUUGAUCUGCCAACUGCUCAAGAGGCCGCCGACGACCAAGAACCUAUUUGCCAAUUACAGCGCGACGUUAUCUCAAUUGAACAAUGGUCUUAAGCAGUUCGGCACGGAACUAGAAAGUAAAUUAGCAUCUAAUUCAUCCCGAAAUUGCGCGAACAACGUAGGUCCGUUGCCGAGGAUGUUUCAGUUCAAUCCAAACUGCGAGGACUUCGUGAAACAGGAAACCACAAGUUUAUCGAGAUCAUCACCGUCGGUGAGCUCCUCAACGAAUCCGUUGGGCGAGCAUCACAAGCAAUAUUCAAAUCACCAUGCGUUCCCUGCUCUUGACACAAAGGACUUCCCUUACAUGGCUCGUGUUCACAAUUUCGAACAGAUCCCGAGUCACGUUAGCGUCAGUUCGCACGAAACUGACGUGAACGGUCCGCAUAUUCAGCUACCUCCUGGGAUCUCCUGCGGCCCGGAGCCUCCGAUGUUCAAUAGUCUCACCAAAGAUAUUCACUCGUUUGUCAACCAACCGACUGAAAAUGUGGCUUCAACGACGACAGCUCCGACCAGCACCUCUAACAUGAAUCCGCUUAGUUACUCUCAUAAUGCAAACGAGUUCAGCAAUGCAUACUUGCAACACGGAAACACUUGGAAGAAUAGAGAUCCGAUGCAAUGGAAGGAGACAAAUCCGUUCAGAUAUUCUGUUGCGGACGUUGAGGCGCAGAUUCCGGUGACACAAAGUGAGAAGACCAACUACGACGUGGCGAAUCUUUCAUCGUAUCAGUCCGAUAUCAUUCUGCAGAGCCACGUUCCAGUAGCGGAUACAAAUACGAAUGCUCACAUGAUGAGUUCUAAUAUUUCCGGGAUGUACGAGAAUACUGCGAGGAGCAAACCGAACAUUGCACCUACGGUGUGCAACGUCAACAUGAAUAAUGGUAGCGAUUACAUGCCGAAAAUUGUCUACGAGGCCGGUCCGGUGAUGUACAACUUGCAGAAGAAACCAGAGAAACCACAGUUGUCUUCGCAGUUGGUCAAAUAAUUGCAAGGCAACAUUGUCAGCAACGAUGUCGAUCACGUUCCACCUUUAACUGCUUCAGUCGCAUUAAACGACGAAGGUAACGUUACGUCGAUGGCCCAUACUCAAAAUUUAUCAUCGACGUUAAACAAAGAGAACUCUCAUCGAUCGGACAUCGAUUUAAGUAUAUUACCUCGUCACGCCUUGCCGGAAGCUUGGAGUAGUUCAAUGCUCCAAAACAACGAUCCAAUACAGGGUCAUUGCAACAGUUCCGUUACACCUACUGUAAGCCAGCCGGCCAUGUUGCCGAAAAAAGAGUUGUAUUGCACGACUGAUAAAUUUGGAACCGGAGAGUUGUGCAGAAUGUUCAAAUCAAAUCAUGCCAUUUUAUUUUACGACAAUGAGAGGCCGAUAAUGCCCAUGAAUUUGCGGAGCCCAUCUCUCAACAUGGACCAAAACAGGACAAUGAAACCUUGCGACUACACCGUGCCAUUGAAUAAGUCUUUUCUGUUCCAACGAAUCAAUUCUGUUAAGGGAGUAGCAAUUUUAUUUCACAUGAAUGAAGACGGUUGGAUGUUGAUACACGAAUUUGUGGAAGCUUUCACCAAAUUCAGCAGAUGCUCCCAUCUGGUAGCGUUAUUGGACAAUGUAGCAAUUUCGCUUAAAGAAAUUCGCAGAUCUGAUUAUUCGGUAAAGUUCUUACAACUGGACAGUUAUCCUUUAAAAGUUACCAGAGAUUCUGAGAAUCGCAUUAUCUCCAUUAAUUUGAUUUCCUUGCAAGCUGCGUUAGGAUUAUUUUGUAAGUUGAAAAUAGUAUCGUGCGAGGAGAUAGAAAGUACUUCCAGGAGGACCGAAAUGCCUAUAGAAAAUCCUGCUAUGUACAAUAUGUGGACAUUGAUUAUCUCGUACAAGGACUUCAAGCAUUGCAUCGAACAAUAUAGCGCAAAUUAUGGUAUAUAAGUUUUCAAAAAUUAAGUGACACAUCGAAGUGCAAAUAGAUUUUAUUAAGAUCAAAACUACUUGCUAAUUCAUCUAAUCUAUAAACAUUGUUUUUGCAAAUAUAUACAAUGGUGUUUGCAAAGUGAUGACAUAUAAUUAUUUUUUUACAUGGAUUUAACGAUCAUAAAGUACAAACGGCAAGUGAGAUAAUUAUUUUAUAUCUAAGUCACUUAAAAUUUUCGAUAAUAUCUAUAUGUGCUACGUAUCAUAACGUAAUAAUUUAGAACUUAUAUGUAAUUACAAGUGACCAAGUCUUCUAUAUAAGAAUAGCUUUAUUUCCAUUAUUAUUUCAUUUCUUAUUCUAUUAAAAUAUUUGAUAUAGAAUUCGAGUAGAUUUAGCCAUUGCUAACUUGGAUCUGAUACUAUUAAGUGUAUAUAUUUUUGUACGAACUUAUUUAAGGGUAACUGUAAACUAAUGUGAGAUUAUGCUAUGUAUCAUAGUGACGUAAUAAUUUAGUAUUCGUCGUAUAUAAUUAUAAAUUACUAAGUUUUUAGCAUGAACGAAUAACGUGAAUUUAUUAUUUAAUUAGUUUUUUUAGUAAUUUAAUUAAUAGAAUUAUGUUUCAUUAUUAUCUCAUUACUCAUUUUAUUAAAGGACUCAAUGAAGAAUAUUGAUUUAACUAUUGACAAGUUUGAUCUGGUACCAUUAAAUACAUAUAUAUAAAUUUUAUAUGAAAUGAUUUACAGCCAACUAAUGUAAGAUUAUCCUAUAUAUCAUAGUGACAUAAUAAUUUAAUACUUAUCCUAUAUGGAUGAUAAAAUUUAUA